Messenger RNA from Canariomyces notabilis, 908 nucleotides. RefSeq lists its product as uncharacterized. The coding region runs from base 189 to 680 and encodes 163 amino acids. NCBI's taxonomy places the organism in Eukaryota, Fungi, Ascomycota, Sordariomycetes, Sordariales, Chaetomiaceae. The transcript has a single exon. The record is from RefSeq and is a predicted model, not a curated record.
AUGCACAUGCCAUGUUUGUACUGGUUGGAUUGGUUGUUUGAGACUAUGGCGGGCCCGGAGUUGGAAUGGAAAGGAAUAAGGGUCAUGUGUGUGUUUUCCCUUGAUAUUUAUCUACCCGCAAAUAAACAAACAGUUGUUAUGUUUCCUUUCAGGAGGAGACAAUCUCUAGGAAUGGUCCUGUCUCACUAAUGAGCGAAGGAGGUUAUAAUGCCCUCAUCCCCACGGGAGUCAAAUUUGGUGUGCCGUCGAUACCAACCUUUUCUACUAGUAGUCUUCCACCAACUACGAUCUUAAAUAUAUCAUCAGUUCAACAAAAUUGCUACAUGUUGAGGAUUGCUCUUCCUCCAGCCAAAACAACCUACAGUACCUCGAUCGCUUCUCCUCCAACAAUGAAGUGUCAUCUCGCCGCAAGAAUUUUAUCUGCUUCAGGCUCUUCCUCCGUCUCGCGUCUUCAAAGGCCAGAAGCUCUGGUUCGACACUAUCCUGCUCACCGACCUUCUCAAGUUCACCCUGGGCACACUGGCGCGCUGCGUGGCCAUCUUUUCCGACAUCAGCAACAUGAUUGUCCCUCUGAACAUGAGCGACUUGGUGAACAACCUUCAAUUCAUCGCCGGAGUCGCGGGCACCGGAAAAUCACAUCUCCUGAUAUUCACCAUCCUGAUGGCCAUAUUUGGCGAUAAGCACUGCGUCCACACCAUCAAGGCAAUUUAUUUCACCAACCUGAACACGGCAGUGAAUGACGUCGCAAACGACCUGAACAAGUGGAUUAAUACCCUUUCUGGCAGGCAAGACGGAGUAAUCCGUCUGCAUAACUAUGAGAGCGAAAUGGCAGACUGGAUAGCCGAACAGGUGCCUGGCAUGGACAAGCGGCGUGAAGAACCCUUCGACCGUGGCAUGGCACUUGCAGC